Molecule: messenger RNA, 1299 nt
Organism: Jaculus jaculus (lesser Egyptian jerboa)
Lineage: Eukaryota; Metazoa; Chordata; Mammalia; Rodentia; Dipodidae
Gene: Ube2e1
Product: ubiquitin conjugating enzyme E2 E1
Exons: 5
Coding region: 34-627 (197 amino acids)
Biological process (GO): protein polyubiquitination
Cellular component (GO): nucleus
Molecular function (GO): ubiquitin conjugating enzyme activity
Source: RefSeq, a predicted model, not a curated record
GGGGGCCGUCCGGGGUGGGGUGGGGGGUUCGCUAUGUCGGAUGACGAUUCGAGGGCCAGCACCAGCUCGUCGUCGUCGUCGUCCUCCUCCUCCUCCUCCAACCAGCCGGCCGACAAGGAAGCCAGCACCCCCAAGAAGAAGGAGAGUAAAGUCAGCAUGAGCAAAAACUCGAAGCUCCUCUCCACCAGCGCCAAGAGGAUCCAGAAGGAGCUGGCAGACAUCACCUUAGACCCUCCACCAAACUGCAGUGCUGGUCCCAAAGGCGAUAACAUCUACGAGUGGAGGUCUACCAUCCUGGGUCCUCCAGGAUCUGUGUAUGAAGGUGGCGUGUUCUUCCUUGAUAUCACCUUCACACCAGAAUAUCCCUUCAAGCCUCCAAAGGUUACAUUUCGGACAAGAAUUUAUCACUGUAAUAUUAACAGCCAAGGCGUUAUUUGCUUGGACAUAUUGAAAGACAACUGGAGUCCAGCCCUGACCAUUUCUAAAGUCCUCCUCUCUAUCUGCUCACUGCUAACAGACUGCAACCCUGCUGACCCUUUGGUGGGAAGUAUCGCCACUCAAUAUAUGAGCAACAGAGCAGAGCAUGACAGGACGGCCCGGCAGUGGACCAAGAGAUACGCUACAUAGACUGGGGCCUUGCGGUUCUCGCGUUACUUGUCUGUCACAGAAGAGCUGCUCAUGGUUUUGGAGGGGGGUGGGAGUUGGUAAAGAGUAGGGUAUUUCUAUAACAGAUAUUAUUCAGUCUUAUUUCCCAAGAUUUUGUUGUAACUUAAGGUAUCUUGCUACAGUAGACAAAACUGGCAAUAGCAACUUUUAAAACUGUCGGUUCUGCAAUAUCAGCUGAUACGUAGUGCAGACAAGGAUGUACGUUUAGACAUUUGGGUUCAGUUGCUUGUAGUCUGUAAUUUUAAAACAGCUUCAUUUUGUACAUGUUAUACAAAUGGCCAUUUAUGUAAAGUCCUAAGGCUACAAACUUUCUUGUUUUAAACAAAAUCAAAAUUUGUUUUCCCUUCUUGGAAGGGAACAAUGAUAUUUAACAGUUUUUAGAGAUUGCCAUCUCGUAUGCAUAAAGUGGAUACAUGGCUAGAAAACACCAUGUAGGAAAUGAGUAGUUAAUGUGUUUUAUUUUAUAAAAUGUACUUCAAAGGUUUGAAUCAGGACUUUUGAAAACCUGUAGUGAAAUACCUUAAGCUGUUAACUGUAAGGCGUGGACUAGGCGUCACUCAGUGGAUUGGUUCUAUGUUGUAGACUUCUUAUGUCUGCACUUGUUACUGUGCUAAUAAACAAUGUUAAGAACAA